Messenger RNA from Entamoeba dispar SAW760, 594 nucleotides. RefSeq lists its product as uncharacterized. The transcript has a single exon. The coding region runs from base 1 to 594 and encodes 197 amino acids. NCBI's taxonomy places the organism in Eukaryota, Evosea, Mastigamoebida, Endamoebidae. The record is from RefSeq and is a predicted model, not a curated record.
AUGCAAGGACAAUUUAUUAAAGAGUCUACUUUUAUUAAAACAGAGAAAACUUGGAAAGAACCAAAGAAAGAUUUUAGAACAGUUAGAAAUCAACAAGUUUAUCAACAAGGAAUAUUAUUAGCUUUAUUAAAUCAAUACUUUGAUAUAGAAAUUAGAAAACCAUUAAAAAAGGCUCAUUCAUUUGAACAAUUAAUAAGAAUUCAUAGAUUAAUUAUUGGCUCAGAAAUUAUUGAUGUAGAAAAGUUUUGUGACCGUAGGUGUAAAGAAAAGUUUCAAAAGGAUCUUCGUAAAGGAAUUAAUGAAAAAACUGCAAAAAGGAGAUUAGAAAAUAUCAGAAUUGUUGAAAUGGUUUUCUUAUUAAUGGAUAUUUUAACAGAACUUGGAUAUCUUUUUGAUACUUCGUGCACUAAAGGAAAGAAAGGAACUGUUAAAUAUGAAAGAAUUCAAAAUAUCUUUUAUUGUGGUAAAAAAGUUUACAAUUAUAAUCACUUUAUUACUAUUGGAAAAUCUGUCAAUUCUUAUUUGUUAUUAUCUUUAUCCAACCAAGAUUCAUUUUAUUGGAAAAGAGGAACUGGAUGUCCAGAGAUCUCUUGA